AAUCACUUACUAUACCCCAUGAAAGGCCACUGGGCAUGCCAUCAUCCUCAGUUCAGUCAUUCUCUUAGAUCCAAGCUAAGAAUUCAUCCCUACUGUUCCAUUCAUAAUUCUCUCUCUCUCUCUCUCAUCCCCAGAACCUUUCUCAACCCUAGAAACAAAAACCUACCCAAACACUCCAUAUAUAUUCCCCAGCUCAACCUGUGUUUCUUGAGGUAGCUACUACACAUACGUGGAAGAAAAAGAAAAAGAAAAAAGAAAAGAAAGGUCGAUCUUGGAUCUAGGUUUGUUCUUCAGUUUUCGAGGUUUUGAGACAAAAUUAUAAUCUGGGUCUUGUUUUUAUUUCGAGGAGUCUGGGAUUUGGGAAAGGGAGUUUUCAUUGGGGUACGAGAUAAGAAGAAGAUAUCAGUACGCUGCAGACAGGGUUUUUUGGGAUCAGUAUCAGAAAUCGCAGUUGCAGAAUCAUCAGAAGUUGCAGAAGGUAAAGAGAAUUGUGUCAUGAAAUAUUACCAAAGAUUUCUCCAGACCCAAGAAAAAAGUGUGUUUUAGGAGCCCGGAGGUGAAGAAAAGGAAGGUUUUUUUUUUUUUUUUUUUUUUUUUGAAGAUUAUCGUGAAUCUGGAUAGCCAGUGGAGCCAAGAAACCCCCCAGAUUUUCCCUCCGCAAAAUCCCAGCUUCAAGAACAUUAAUCUGCAGAAUCUUCAAGCUCUUUAUCGUCAGCACCAUGGAAACGCCGCCGUGAAUAGCCUCGAGAAAACUGAAGAUGCGAAGGGGAGCGGUGGGAAGAAAGCUGCGGGGAUGAAGAGAGGCGGCGGCGGCGGUGGGGAGAUAGUGCAAGUUGAAGGCGGCCAUAUUAUCCGGUCUACCGGCCGGAAAGACCGGCACAGUAAAGUGUUCACCGCGAAAGGGCCACGUGACCGGCGAGUGCGGCUCUCGGCCCACACCGCCAUUCAGUUCUACGACGUCCAGGACCGGCUCGGCUACGACCGGCCGAGCAAGGCGGUUGAUUGGCUCAUCAAGAAAGCCAAAAACGCCAUAGAUAAGCUCGCGGAGUUGCCGCCAUGGAACCCCAAUGAUGACGCCAGCGUUAUCCCGGCGAGCCAUGAAGGUGGUGACGUGGCGGCAGGGUCUAGUACUGGGAUUCCGUUGGAACAGAAUUCCGAUUCUUCCGCUCGGUAUGAGUUUCCGUUUCAGAAGCAUCUAGAAGCCGCGGGGAACGCGGCGGGAAGUUCGCCGUUUAUUCUGCAGGAAGACGAAACGACGCAGUCCAUAGCAGAAACCAUGAAAUCUUUCUUCCCGAUGAACUCCGGGAGCUCUCUGAUGAAUUUUCAGAGCUACGGUCACGAUAUAAUGCCGCCGAGAGCCUCAAUCCAAACCGAAGAUCUCGGCUUAUCUCUUCACACCUUGCAAGACCAUAGACGCCCGCCCUCCACCUCCCAGCUUUUCUCCGGCGCCUCAAAUCCGGCGACCUUCGAUGCUAAUUUUUCGAGAAUGGUUGGUUGGAACGGCGGCGGCGCCGGCGGUAAUGGCGGAGAGAGCAGAGUUGGGUUCUUCUCGAACCAUCCACACCACUCAAUCCCGCCGCCGCAGGCGGCGGCGGUGUUCUCGCAAGGCGGAGCAUUUUCUCAGAGGGAACCCCUUCAGUCCAACUACUCACACCUAUUCCCUGCUUGGGAGGAGAGGGCCGCCAUUUCCAAUCCCCAUUUCGCCGCAGAAUUCCACGUUCCGGCGAGAAUUCACGGCGAAGAUGAACACGGCGGCAUCAAACCAUCCUCCCCUCAUUCCAACUCUCACUACUGAAUCCAUUACACCAUUAUCAUCUAUCCUUCAGGACAUUUAUUGAUUUUGGCCGGUGAAAUUAAAGUUGUCUCCAAAGCCUUGAUGAUAUUGACAACUCGAUAUGGUCUCCUGAGAAAGAAAAGACUACUGAAUGGUUAGAGCUCAAGAAUUCUAUGUUGUAACAUUAAUUCUUGUUUGUUGCCAUGUGAUGAUUUUAUUUUUGUUUUUUGUUUGACUGCACCUUAGCUUCAUAAUGUUUCUUGACCUUAUUUCAUAUUGUUCUUGUGUUUC
Molecule: messenger RNA, 2065 nt
Organism: Ipomoea nil (Japanese morning glory)
Lineage: Eukaryota; Viridiplantae; Streptophyta; Magnoliopsida; Solanales; Convolvulaceae
Product: transcription factor TCP4-like
Exons: 2
Coding region: 794-1795 (333 amino acids)
Biological process (GO): regulation of secondary shoot formation
Cellular component (GO): nucleus
Molecular function (GO): sequence-specific DNA binding; DNA-binding transcription factor activity
Source: RefSeq, a predicted model, not a curated record